Messenger RNA from Bipolaris zeicola 26-R-13, 723 nucleotides. RefSeq lists its product as uncharacterized. The transcript has a single exon. The record is from RefSeq and is a predicted model, not a curated record. NCBI's taxonomy places the organism in Eukaryota, Fungi, Ascomycota, Dothideomycetes, Pleosporales, Pleosporaceae. The coding region runs from base 1 to 723 and encodes 240 amino acids.
AUGAAAGCAGGAGCGCCGCCAAAGACUCCCACAACGACUACCACUACCAGCGCUAGCGAAGCAGUAGAGCCCUCUCCAGUCUCAAGGGAAACCGUCGUGACAGCUCCUGCCGUUGACACCACCCCCAGCACUUCUCCUGCAUUUGGACCCAGCUCAAAGACGCCGUCUCGCAGAGUAUUGCGACUCAAGUGUCCGGUAUGCUCCGACUAUCCCGACGGCUUCCGCAGCGAGCAUGAGCUGCGGCGCCAUACCAACCGCGUCCAUAAGAAGGUGCGCAAGGUCUGGGUGACCAUUGACACCUCGCCGGAUAAGUCAUUCCUCGCAAACUGCAAAGCCUGCCAGACUGGAAAACGAUAUAAUGAAUGCUACAAUGCCGCAAGCCACCUCCGGCGCAUGCAUUUCCAUCCCCAUAAACGUGGUGAGAGAAAAAUGACGGCAGCAGAAGCUCGACGCGGCGGUAAGCCUGGCGACUUGGACCCUCCCAUGGACGUACUAAAAGCAAAUUGGCUACGAGAGGUGGACGAGGUAUUGGACGAUGGAAAUGAGCCAGCUGAGGAAGACGCUCCCAACGCAUCCUUGUCACCGCCCCAGAUGGUGUCGCCGCAGCCGCAGCAACAGUCCGCGUCCAACAAGUCGGAUGGUCAAGCACCACCUACGCCAACUACGCCCUCCACUCGAUCAAUGGCGAUAGACAGCAUCGUGGAUAAGGUGGACGCAUCCUGA